GUAGGGUGACAGCUGAACGGGUCGCAAAGGUAAAACAGCGCAGUCUGCAACAUUAACAACAAUCCUCACAAAUUCCCGCUGUAAAGCGAGGGACGGACAAAUUUCACCGUUUUUGUACCAGCGCGCGGAAGUGUGUGAGUUUAUCGCAGGACGGUAACCUUGCGGAUAUUUUUUGUUCUUUUUCAACAACAGAGAAAAAGGUCCGUGUCCGGAUGUGCCAGCAGUAUUGGGUUUUUCGCAUGGCGUAGGCACCUUUUCUAAAGCAGGAUAUUCUUGAUGUUUGGAGGGUCGGAGGAGGCCCUCGGGUCGACAGCUUAUCCCGCUAACAUUAACUACACCUCGAAAUUUCCCAGUUUGUGUGGAAAAUGAUCAACGAAAUGAUUGUGCAAUAGAGAGGAAGAAGCGUCGUAACACGUCUCGUCUACCUCAGUGUUGUGACUGUGGAGAGAGAAAAGUCACCGGGGAAAUACACCGUUGUUUCCUGCUUUUAACCCCAAACAACGACGUGUGUUUGAGCCCUGACAGGGGGGACGAAAAGAGGGGAUAUUUGUGUCCUUGUGUUGUGUGAGUGAGUGUGAACCCCCUCCGAGGACCGGGAAAACCUUCACCAUGACGGGCAGCACCCCAGCGGACAUGAUAAACCUGCGGCUUAUUUUAGUCAGCGGAAAGACAAAAGAGUUCCUGUUCUCCCCCAACGACUCGGCAGCGGACAUCGCCAAACACGUCUAUGACAACUGGCCGAUGGACUGGGAGGAAGAGCAGGUCAGCAGUCCUAACAUCCUGAGGCUGAUCUACCAGGGCCGGUUUCUACACGGCAACGUAACACUAGGAGCUCUCAAACUGCCCUUGGGGAAGACCACAGUGAUGCAUUUAGUUGCCAGAGAGACUUUGCCUGAGCCAAAUUCCCAAGGUCAGAGGAAUAGAGAGAAGACCGGGGAGAGUAACUGCUGUGUCAUUCUGUAAAUACACACCACCGCCGCCGGCCCUCCAUCCUUCUCAUCCGUUCUCGCCCUCAACAUCCUGAACCUAAUGAGCUUGUCCCCUGUCCUGGAGCCUGUCCACAAUGCGGAUAUGCAUACAGACACACACACACACACACACACACACACACACACACACACACACACACACACACACACACACACACACACACACACGCACACUUCUACCCCCCCCACACACAUAUAGAAAGACAGCAGGCUCAGGCUGAUUCAGGACGCAGAGCUGGGAGCAGGAAAUUGAUUAAUGAUAGAGUUGAUUCCUUUGUUGUACUUGAUUUGUUGUCAUAACUGAAAAUUAGUGGAAGGAACUGGAUCUGCAUGUGUUUUUGUUUUCUUAAUGCACACCUUUUUAAGCCUUCUGCCACAAACGCACACAAACACACACACACUCACACAUACACACACAACAAAAACACACAACAAAAACACACACCUUGUCUCGCCAUCCUCAGUCGGUCUGUCUAAAGUCCAUUUCUAACUCAUCUUAGAUGGUUGUCAUAGUAAUGGGGUGCCCAAGUUCGUGUGUGUGGCCUUGUUUUCUCAUACAGACUGCUGAGACUUUUAACCACUAACAACUCGCCAACAUGCCAACACACAUACGCAUGCGCACACACACACACACACACACACACACACACACACACACACACAAUGACAUCCUGUCUACACAUACAACCAUAUGUGCUUGUGUGAUCUCCCUCGGUGCAGCAGACGAAGCUUAGAUGUGCCUGAUCAGAGAACUCAAACCAGGACACACACACACACACACACACACACACACACACACACACACACACACACACUCACACACACACACCUGUGUCCUUUUUACUGCCCUUCUCUGCGUGUGCCCUUAAAGGUCACAAGAGAGAAAAUAUUCCUUUUUGUCUGCCGAGCGCUGUAGAGACAGAACACGUCCUACAUCUUUCAGUUGUCAUUUUCUUAGCCAAACAAAGCCUAACAAACAAACAAAUAGACAAACAACCAGUGUUGGUGGUGUUGCUUUGGUUAUUUGUUUGUCCAUGACAUUUGUGACUGUGUUUUGACAGUCCGUGCAUUUUACUGACCGACCAGUGUUGUGAUUAUUAAAAACGUCAUGUCAGUUUUCUUCCUUCCCUGAUGCACCAUCCUUCUCUCACAGAGGAAAGGCUCCUUUUUUUAACAGUGUUAUGAAGGAUCUCUCCCACAAAUUGCUGUCCAAGCAGGGAAAUUAACGCGGAAUAAAAAUGUUCCUUAUUUGUCUUAAUUCGCCUCUUACUCUCCUUAAUUCUCUCUCUGCAUUAAUAAGUCCAUUUUGCACAACUGAAGCAUGUGCUCCUUCAUCAGAUUAUUAAUAAAAAUGUAUAAAAAGUUCUAUUGUUUUAUUUUAUAUUUUUCCAAUGGAAGUAAUGUUCCAGACUAAGGUAACGUGUAGAAUAUAUUUAAUAUGAAUCUUAUAUAGAACAUGAUGACUCUAGAUCUUGUUGAUAUACAGUAUAUUGGUGUUUAGUCUACGAUUGUGUAUAUGGUUAGCUUCUAGCCAGUUCACAGUCACUCGCUGACAAUGUCUUGUGCUUAACAGCAGCAAAACCUCCCUAAUCAUUGACAGACUGUAUUUUUAUUUUCUUUCUUCUGUGCUCUUUUAUUAUGUUUUUUUUCAUUUGUUUAUAAUUUAAUGUAAUCCUUUUUUUCUUUGUGGUUUUUUGCUUUAAGGAAUCGCUUUGUAACAGCACUAGGUCUUAAAAAAAAUGUUGUUUAUAUUGAUCAGGGUUCAAAUCUGUACAGAGAUAAACAUUUUCAAACCAAUUGUAAAUAGCACUAAUGCUCCCUCUCCCCCUUCAAACUUCAAAAUGGAAUACAUCUGUAAACUAAAUAAAGGUUAUUGAAGUGCAAA
Messenger RNA from Plectropomus leopardus (leopard coralgrouper), 2874 nucleotides. RefSeq names its product ubiquitin-like 3a (gene ubl3a). Gene Ontology annotation, molecular function: protein binding. The record is from RefSeq and is a predicted model, not a curated record. Lineage: Eukaryota; Metazoa; Chordata; Actinopteri; Perciformes; Serranidae.